AUGGAAAAAGAGACGUACGUACGAGUAGUGUUUGUGGUACGGUACGAGUAUGGGUAAAUGAUUAGUAAGGUUGUGGCGUUGCUAGGCGAGGUGUGGAGGGGGACCUAUGGAUAGAUAGAUCAAGGGGCUUUUUCGUGGUCUGAACGUUGGUUUGGAGGGGAUUGUAGGUUGAGGGGGGACUUGGAUAAGAAGGAAGGGUGGUCCCUUUUUCUGAGAGAGGUAAGUCGAGUUCUCUGUUUGAGCCAGGGUUUUGAGCGAGAUUUUCGAUGUGUUUCUUGGGUUUAACAUUAUAGAGGACUUCUUAUUACAGGUUGAGUUCGAGAUCACAUCUUCCGGAGACGAACAAAGGAUUUGCGGUCGUGAAUCCUUAUACCGUUACCCCCCUCGACCUGACACGCAUUCUCAUCCCACCUCAAAUUCAUCCCAACUCAAAUUCGGGUUUGGGUUGCUUUCUCUCUUCAGUCACUUCGACAUUAUCGAAGAAAGGAAGGAAGGAAUAAGAAGAUAAGAGAGAGAGAGAAAGAACGAGAGAACCAAAGAUGUCUAAAGUCCUAGUCACAGGCGCGAAUGUUUCGUAGCCGCGACUAUCAUCGACCAACUUAUCGCGAAGGGAUACAUAGUUACUGGAUGUUUGUCCUCUUUUCUCUUCACCCUUCCCUUCCCCCCUAUUCUUCUCCUAACAAACCCAAGCUGUCCGUACACCCACCAAGGGCACCCAAAUCCUCGCCUUCCACCCGGAGUACGCUGGCAAACUCGACUUCGUCGUCGUCUCGGACUACGCGAAGCCAGGCACCUGGGAUGACACGUUCCGAGAGAAGGACUUUGAGUUUGUAGUUCAUACUGCGGCGCCGUUGCUGGAUGAUCCUGGGAAUGAGGAUUUUGAGAGGGAUUUUUUGGGGCCUUCUGUUGGGGGUAUGUUUUUUUUUCUUUCUUUCUUUUGUUUUGGGGUUGGGUUGGUGGGUUGAGAGGAGGAGAAGGGGGAAGAGGGAAGAGGGAGGAGGGGAGACUGGGGUGUGAGGAAAGGAUUGGGCUAAUUGUGUGAGUACAGGGCUACGGAACUCCUGAAAUCCGCAAAGAAGUAUGGGAAUAGUGUUAAGGCAGUUGUCGUUACUGGGUCGAUCAACGCCAUGACCACGGGUCAGGAUCUAGAGAGGGUGUUUACCAGUUCUGAAUGGCUUCCUGUAAUCUUCCCAUUCACAUCCCUUCCCAAUUUCCUUGUCCUCACUAACACAACCAGCUCACAAUCGACGACGCUAUCAAAGCCCAGCAUCCAUACAUCUCUUACUGCGUCGCCAAAGCCGAAUCCGAGAAAGCAAUCUGGAAAUUCGUCGACGAGGAGAAACCAAACUUCUUGGUUACGGUCCUUUUACCUGGGCUCAUUUUUGGACCUCCGCUUCAGCUGGUGACGAGCUUGAAGAGGAUUAAUUAUAGUAAUGAUGUUUUUUAUGGGCUUUUUAAUGGGAGUAAUGAGGUUAUUUCAGGGACUAGCUUUCCUAGUUAUGUUUGUUAUCCUUUGCUUCUCCUCUCACAACCCCUUUUCCCCUCAAUGAAGGACGAAGAUGAUUAACAAUCUCAGAUCGACGUCCGCGACCUCGCAAUUGCACAUAUCAAGUCGCUCACAACUCCGGCGGUUGCGAACCAACGUCUCAUUGUUGGAGGAAAGAAAUACAGUUCUCAGUUUGCGGUUGAUGCUUUGAAGACUGUGAAGGAGUUGGAGGGGAGACUUCCGAGUGAUGGAGAUGAGGUUGAGAGGGAGGUCAAUUUUGGGGAUGUGGAGGAAUGGAACGUGAAAUUGGGUUUGAUGCCUAGGAGUGAGGUAGAGACUUUUGGGGAUGCGGCGAGGAGGAUUUUGGAAUUGGAGGAGUUAUUAAAGGAGGGUUAA
Messenger RNA from Hymenoscyphus albidus, 1882 nucleotides. The record is from the annotation of a GenBank genome assembly. NCBI's taxonomy places the organism in Eukaryota, Fungi, Ascomycota, Leotiomycetes, Helotiales, Helotiaceae.